AUGUACAGCGCAAGUUCUCCCGAUGUGGGUGCGGACGCGAUGCGGUACAUUCAAUCAUAUUUCGAGCAAGUCCAUCCACUAUACCCUUUUCUUGACCGGAAGAUGUUUGAAGACCGCGCUUUCAGCCCACAGCUGGCGCAUCAACUUGCCACCGAUAAGAGCUGGUCUGCGCUUUAUCAUGCAGUGCUAGCAAUUGGCUCGCAGUACCACAACCGAGGUGGCUUCGAGCCGGGCAAGAGCCAAGCAUGGAAGUACUUCGAGAUCACUUUCUCGCUCUGUCCGGACUUGCUUAUCUUUAAAGCCUCUCUCACAACGGUGCAAGCCUUGACUGCAAUGUUAGAGUCCAUUACCGUUUCUCAAGCUGCCCGCAUGGCACAAUCCCUCGGCUACAACCGCGCUACCGCAUCCAGCGACAAGUCCAUCCAACGCACCUUCUGGGUCCUCUACUGCAUGGAGAAGACAACCUGCUUCUACACCGGCAAGACAUCAGUGAGACCUUUCCUCCACGACUCUCCCGCGCGCGCCUCAGUACUCACCAGCCCAUCCAAAUCACAGCUCCUCAGCGACCACGACAUCGGCUUCGCCCCCCCCAGCCUCCCCGAACCCGCCUUCGGCGGCUUCGACUGGCUCGUGACCUUCUCGCGCUACGGGCGGCUGGUGUCGCGCAUCUACGCGAACCUCUUCGCCAUCAACGCGGCGGGCAAGCCGGCGGCGGCGUACUACUCCAUCAUCGACGAGCUGCGCGGCGAGCUGGAAGGCUGGCGGGACGCGAUACCGGAGCGGUUUCGUCCCGGCGGCGCGUUCAGGGUGCGCGAUUACAGCGGGCCGCCGGCGACGACGCUGGCCAUCUUCGUGCAGUACCUGUACUUCAGCGUGCUGCUGGCGCUGUCGCGCGGCACGCUACACGUCGCCAAGACGAAUGAGGAGCAGGGCACGAGGCACCAGGAGGCGAAGAAGGAGCUGAUGCAGACGGCGAGGAGGAUUUUGGAGCUUAGCAGGCAUAUUGAAGUGGAGCCGUUUAGUCAUGUGUGGGUUCUGGUGUUCAUGCCUCUGUCUGCGCUGUUCAUCCUGUUUGAUUUCGUCGUGCAUAAUCCCGUGCACCCCGAGACGAACAAUAACCUAGCGCUGUUGGAUAUUGCGGGUGGCCAUUUCAGCCAUCUGGAAUACGUCAGUCAGGGCACUCUGCCCGCUUCGCUGGCCGCUGAGUUCGCACACAUCGCUCGCCAGUAUGUGCAAGACUUCCGGAUGCAGCAGUAUCAGAGGAUGAAAGGUUUGGCGAUGCCGCCCGCGGCUGACCCAUCGAUUGGCGCGUCGCAUCCAACCCCGGCAACAACAGCGAUGCCUACCCCACCACGGUCAGUAGGCGAGGACUUGUGGAGGCUUACCGGUGUCAUGCGGGCUUCUGAACACCCGCAGUCAAACGAAACGGUGAUGCCUCAGACCAACCAGAAUCCGGGUGAUGGAAGCGCACCGUCUUAUCCGGGCUUGGAGUAUACUGAUCCGCUUGUGUUCUCACUCGGGGACGAUGACGUCUCUGCGCCGACGGACUCCGAGCUGGGCAUCGACAUUAUGGAUCUCUUUGACGUUGAACUUUCGGAUAUCUGGUCGUUAUCGGGCAUUGAGUUUGCAAAGACUCCAGCGGCCACGCUUCCCUCCAAAUCUACGGAAGAAUGCGGCGUGAGAACGACAACGUACCCUUCCAUCAAGAAUGGGCCUCUCCCUGCCGACGGCGCUGGCAGCGAUAGCUUUUCGAAUACGCUCUUGAUUUCUCUUCUGAUUGUCGUCCCGCUCUUCAUCGCCCGCGGAUCUCUUCUCGGGACCCUUACGUACGGACUCAUGACGGCGAUUCCCAUCCUGGCUACAUAUUGGUAUACUGUCUCAAAAUACUCGCCGAGGAAGAAUGUUAAGGCUACCUUCCCUGGCAGAGGUGUAGAGCACUACCUUCACUUCCAUAAAGCCAGUGAUCGCGCGAAGUAUCAAGGUCAAGCGAAGAUUCCUCUGGAGACGUUUCACGAGAUGUAUUUUGCAGGCGAUGUCGAUCUGAAGGGAGACAUGCUGGAUAUUCUGGAAUACCGACAUGACUGGGCCAGUUUCCGUUUCACGUUGAGCCUCUUCAAGUUCUUCUUGACGGGAAUGAUGCCCGAAGUGAUACUGCAUACACGAUCUCAAGACGAGGAGCAGGUCCGAGGCCACUACGACCGCGGUAAUGACUUUUACGCCUGGUUUCUUGGACCCCGUAUGAUUUAUACAUCCGGCAUCAUUUCAGAUCCCAACAGAGAAGAGACACUCGAGGAACUACAAGACAACAAGCUGGCGAUCGUCUGUGAGAAGAUCCAGCUCCAGAGAGGGGAACAAGUCCUCGACAUGGGUUGCGGAUGGGGAACCUUCGCCACCUUCGCCUCGGCCAAGUACGGCGCGUGUGUGACCGGCAUCACGCUCGGCCGCAACCAGACAGCUUGGGGAAACAACCUUUUGCGAGAAGCGGGCAUUGCUGAAACACAGUCCCGCAUCCUCUGCAUGGACUACCGCGACGUACCCCGCCCUGCCGACGGCGGCCGCUACAAGAAGAUUGUCUGCCUCGAGAUGUGCGAGCACGUCGGCAUCCGAAACUUCAGCAGCUUCCUUCGUCUUUUGCACGACCUGCUCGAUGAUGAUGGAGUGCUGAUACUACAGUAUUCCGGACUACGGAAGUAUUGGCAGUACGAAGAUCUGAUCUGGGGACUCUUCAUGAACAAAUACGUCUUCCCUGGAGCCGAUGCGUCAACUCCGCUUGGAUUUGUCGUCGAUCGGCUCGAAGGCGUCGGGUUCGAGGUCAAACACGUGGAUACCAUUGGUGUUCACUACUCGGGCACCUUGUGGCGGUGGUACAGAAACUGGAUAUCGAACCGCGAGAAAGUCGAAGCAAAGUAUGGGAAGCGGUGGUAUCGCAUCUGGGAGUUCUUCUUGGCAUCUUCGACGAUUACGUCGCGUCAAGGGGGUGCCACCUGCUUCCAGAUCACUCUUGUCAAGAACAUCAACUCGACACACCGUAUCGAUGGCGUUGGAGAUCCGCAGGACAUUCUUCUUUCAUCGCCCGAUCAUAGGGGCGACAUCUCCUCCUUCCGCACGACUUCUGCUCCCCAUUGGAAUGAAGCUUCCGCAGCCUCCACAAAACGCAUCCAACCCCCUCCUCCCGAGAGCAACAACACACUCCAACACGCCACCACACCCAGGCCCCUCCUCCACCCGCGGCCACCACCAUUCCUCAACCCCAACCCCCUCCCACCCCGCGACACCGUCCUCGUCCACCACUGGGUCACCUUCGUCUGCGCCAACAGCGUCCUCGUCGACAGCGCGACCAACUUCUUCCGCACCAUCUACACGCCGCUCGCCGUGCAGCACCCCAGCAGCAGCCGCACCGGGUCGUCAUCAUCCGCCCCGCAAGCCGCCGUCUACCACGCCCUCUGCGCCGCGGCCGCGUACAGCCGCGCGCGCGUCUGCCCUCUGUCCGCCUCAUCAUCAUCGUCAUCCGCAUCAUCGUCAUGGGCGACCGACGACGAAACUACUACGGCUACGCGCCACGAGACGGCCGCGGUGCGCCUGCUGCAGCACAGCCUGGACCCCGCUGCCGCGACGACGACGACGACGACGCAGAAGGAGGCCGUGCUCGCCGCCAUCAUUCUGCUCACCCUCGUCGACAUCAUCCGCGGGACGACGGCCGGCGCCUGGCGCGCGCACAUGCGCGGCGGGAAGUCGUGGAUAGAGGCGCUGGGCGGCGCGGCGGGGUGGGAGGAGGGGAGGAAGAACGACGUUGAUGGCGGCGGUGGCAGCAGCACGCUGGCGAGCUCGGUGUUGUACCAGCAGUUCCGCGGCGGGGCGGUGGUGGCGAGCUUGCAGGAUAGCGAGGGCGCGGAUGAUUACAGUCCGGAUGGCGGAGGCGAUGGGGUGGUGGGUGGAGAGGCGGCGUACCAUUUGGACUUGCUGUAUGGGGUUCCGAAGGACAUGUUUGAGGUGCUGGUGAGAUUGAGGAAGGUGUGUGCGGCGCCGGGGGGGAUGACGGAGGAGGAGAAGGAGGCGUUUGAGAUGCGGCUUUACUUGUCGGUGCCGUCGUUGGAUGCGUUCCCGGUGCAUAGGUUUGGUGGGGAGGUUAGCAGGAUGGUGCAUCUGCAUACGGCACAUCUCUUUUACUAUGCGAUGCUCAUCCAUUUCAAGAGGAGGUGGAAGAGAUGCCGCAGCACGCUCUGGGCGUGA
Lasiodiplodia theobromae is the source of this 4230-nucleotide messenger RNA. RefSeq names its product Fungal specific transcription factor domain containing protein. Gene Ontology annotation, molecular function: zinc ion binding; DNA binding. NCBI's taxonomy places the organism in Eukaryota, Fungi, Ascomycota, Dothideomycetes, Botryosphaeriales, Botryosphaeriaceae. The transcript is spliced from 11 exons. Gene Ontology annotation, biological process: DNA-templated transcription; cellular response to biotic stimulus. Bases 1 to 4230 code for a protein of 1409 amino acids. The record is from RefSeq and is a predicted model, not a curated record.